Knipowitschia caucasica is the source of this 975-nucleotide messenger RNA. Lineage: Eukaryota; Metazoa; Chordata; Actinopteri; Gobiiformes; Gobiidae. The record is from the annotation of a GenBank genome assembly.
AUGCAGAACGAGCCCGAGAGCCUGGAAGAGGUGCCGGUGUGGCGUGGCGUGCACAGCAGGGAGCUCAGCCUGGUCCCGGUCGCCAUCUUCAGGGACCCCUUCAUUCGGGGCCCGCACAAAAUGGUUCUGUGCGACGCCAGGAACCGGGACGGGACCCCAGCAACCGGGAGCAGGAGGGAGGAGUGUCUGCGGGUUAUGGAGGCUGUGAAGGAUCAAAAACCCUGGUUUGGGUUUGAACAGGAGUUUGUGCUGAAGACUCUGGAGGGACUGCCCUUCGGCUGGUCCAGCGCCACAGCGCCCCCUGCAGGGGCCUCGGCGCAGGUGGGACUAGAGCGAGUGUUCGGUCGUGACAUCAGCCUCAGUCACUACAACGCCUGUGUCUACGCCGGGAUAAAGAUGGCGGGAGCGGCGGGCGAGGCCAUGCCAGCACAGUGGGAGUUCCAGGUGGGCCCCUCUGAAGGCAUCGCUCUGGGGGACCACGCCUGGAUGGCUCGUUACAUUCUCCUCAGAGUGUGUGAGGACUUCGGGCUCGUUCCAAUCUUCAGUGCAAAACCUGUGGAGGGCUCUCGCUGGGCCAACGGGGGUCACAUGAACUUCAGCACCGAGAGCAUGAGGGAGGAGGGAGGCCUGAGGUGUAUCCACGAGGCCAUCGAGCGCCUGUCCCAGCGCCACACGCAGCACAUGGCGCUGUACGGAGGACCCGAGAACCAGCAGCGCCUCAACACCAUCGGCAUCAACUCCGACUUCAACACCUUCUCCUGGGCCACGGCCAACCGCAAAAGCAGCGUGCGUGUCCCGGGACAUGUGAGCCAGCGGGGGCAGGGCUACCUCGAGGACCGCCGACCAGCCGCGGACUGUGACCCGUACCUGGUCUGUAAGGCCCUGGUCCAGACCUGCUGUCCCGUACCUGGACUGUACGGUCCUGGUCCAGACCUGCUGCAGCCCCGGAGCCAGGACCUGAUCUCCUCGGUCUGA